AUGACACGUCCCACUUGGCCAUCAUUGGCUGCAGCACCGGCAAAACUAAGAGAACACUUCCUUAAGCUGCAUGGAGAUGGAAAAUACAAGAACACAACGCUCGCUGAAUUCAAGGUGAAGAGAGCUAGAUUCGAUGAAAAGGCUACUUUGCCUGUUCUCGGCUUUGUAUCCAUCAACAAACCGAUCCUCACAGCAUCGUACGAAGUUGCUUACCUGAUCGCAAAGCAGGGCAAACCACACACCAUUGGUGAAACACUCAUAAAACCAGCUGUGUUGAAGAUGGCGAAUAUCAUGCUGGGAAAAGCAGCUGAAGUUACGUUAUCCCAAAUUCCUCUUUCAAAUGACACCAUCAGCGACAGAAUAGAGGACAUGAGCAAAGACAUCUUGGCUCAAGUAGUUGCAGAUCUGAUUUCAAGCCCGGCAAAAUUCAGCCUUCAACUCGACGAGACCACAGACGUUUCCAAUCUAAGCCAGCUUGCUGUAUUCAUGCGCUAUGUGAAAGGCGACUCGAUAAAGGAAGAUUUUUUAUUUUGUAAGCCUCUUACAACAACAACUAAGGCAGCCGAUGUGAAGAAACUUGUGGAUGACUUCUUCAAAGACAACAAUCUUACGUGGGAUAUGGUUUCUGCAGUUUGUUCGGACAGAGCUCCAGUCAUGCUGGGAAGAAAGUCUGGUUUUGGUGCGCUAGUGAAAGCUGAUGCACCACACAUCAUUGUUACACAUUGUAUUCUGCACAGGCAUGCAAUGGCAACAAAAACCUUACCUCCAACACUGGCAGAAGUAUUAAAAAUUGUAGUGGAAUGUGUGAACAAUGUGCGAAAUAGUGCUCUGAGGCAUCGCAUCUUCAGUGAGCUGUGUAAAGAAAUGGGCUCUGAAUUCGAGGUACUUUUGUACCAUUCUAACAUUCGGUGGUUAUCCCAGGGACAGGUGCUGAAUCGUGUUUUUGCCCUGCGUGUGGAAUUAGCCCUGUUUUUGCAAGAGCACCAACAUUUUCAUGCAGAUUGCUUCAAAAAUUCGGAGUUCAUUCUCAUUUUAGCGUACAUGGCUGAUAUCUUCGCAGCUCUCAAUCAUCUCAAUCAACAGACGCAGGGAGGUGGAGUCAACAUCAUCGAAGCGGAAGAAAACCUGAAGGCUUUUCGAAAAAAGCUACCGUUAUGGAAACGACGAAUAGAGAACAAUAACUUUGCAAACUUUCCCCUGCUAGACGACUGUGUAUGUAAGAUCGAAGAUGUAUCUGGAAUCAGAGGCAUUUCUUUACCCGCGGAACUGAAGCAAGCAAUUGCCACGCACUUAGAUGAGCUUGCAAAGUCUCUCGACGGAUACUUCCCUACAACAUUGUCUUAUCCAGCAUGGGUGAGACAGCCGUUCACGUUCAGUGUUGAGACAACAGAUGUCAACGAUGAAUACCUCGAUGAAAUCAUUGAAAUUCAGCAGCGCCAGGUCCAGCAGCAACUCUUCAGAACAACAACGCUCUCAACGUUUUGGUGUAACAAAUGGUAA
Molecule: messenger RNA, 1500 nt
Organism: Tachysurus fulvidraco (yellow catfish)
Lineage: Eukaryota; Metazoa; Chordata; Actinopteri; Siluriformes; Bagridae
Product: protein ZBED8-like
Exons: 2
Coding region: 1-1500 (499 amino acids)
Source: RefSeq, a predicted model, not a curated record